AGCUCGUCUUCCUACUCGCGCGAGCGCCGCCACUGCAGGUUGAUCUCCCCUUCGAUCCUCUCGCUCCCGGCCUUUUCUCCUCCCAUCAACCCACGAACGGAUUCCGCCCUUUAGCCCCACCGUUUCAUCUCCUUAAUUUUCCCCAAUUCGUAUCUGAGGCGAAAAUCAAGGUAGGGCGGCCGCCUACUGCGUCCUCCGCCCGUGUGUGCAAUGGCUUUCGCUUGUCGAGUUGGAAGUGUUCUGAGAAGGACCUCGCAGUCCUCGAAUUCUUCACUACUCCAGGCAAUAAGGUGCAUGUCUUCUUCGAAGCUUUUUGUAGGAGGACUAUCAUAUGCCACCGACGACCCAACUCUGAAGGAUGCCUUUUCUCACUACGGGGAUGUCUGUGAAGCUAGAGUCAUCAUCGAUAGGGACACUGGCAGGUCAAAGGGUUUUGGAUUUAUUACUUAUACAUCUAGUGAAGCUGCUGCUGCUGCCAUUUCUGCUAUGGAUGGCAAGGACCUUCAAGGACGAAUGGUAAAGGUGGCCUACGCCACUGACCGUGCUGGUGGAAUGCGUGGAGGUGGUGGGUACACUGGUAAUUACGGAAGUGGCGGAUAUGGCAACACGGGAUACGGAAGUAGCGGUGGUGGAUAUGCUGGCAAUGGUGGUGGUUAUGGAAGUGGAGGGCAUGGCAGUGGUGGUGGAUAUGGUACUGCAGGAUAUGGUGGUUACAGUGGUGGGGCUGGUGGUGGUGAGUACUCUAACAUGCACAGCAACACUGCUGGUGGCGGAUAUGGCAGCGGCGGAAGCUACAAUACUACCAGCAACUCUGAUGGAUAUACUGGGAGCUAUGGUGUGGCUGGUGGGUACAAUUCCCCCAACACCUAUGGCUCCGGCAGCUACAACAGCGGAGGUGAUGGCAAUCCAGCCUUCAGCAGAAGCACUGCCGGUUUAAGCAGUGGGCAUUUCGGCAUCUCUGCUGUCAACAAUGGUGGCAGCUUUACUGGAAAUGCAGGCAAUACUGACAACUUCGGCGGAAAUGUGACCAGGACUGGCAGCUACAAUGGAAACAGCUACUCUGGAGGAUUUGGCGGCGGUGAGACUAUUGGAGCUAACAAGGUACGGUACAAUGGGCAAGACGACCUGCUGGGUGAAGACUGCUUCUCUGAGUUGGAGGACCGCCACGCAAGCAGGUCAGGAUAGGUUACAAUGUCGCAUCCCUUGCUUGUUACAGCGAAACAUAUUGUGCCAAGGUAACAAUAAUACCCAGUGGUGCUUCUUAGAGCAUACGAAAAGCUCAUUCCCUCCUUGGGCUAGGUUAGGCAAUUAGUAAUUCUGUUUUGGUUUCCAUGCUGUUUUGAUAGAAUCACUACUGUGAUGCCUUUGGUAAUGAUUACCGUGUUAUGUUACAAUGAGAUUUUAAGUUUUCCAUUAGACUAUCAUUGGACGUUGGAGUACUGGAGGGCCUUUUCCCCUCUUCCCUGCA
Molecule: messenger RNA, 1468 nt
Organism: Brachypodium distachyon (stiff brome)
Lineage: Eukaryota; Viridiplantae; Streptophyta; Magnoliopsida; Poales; Poaceae
Product: glycine-rich RNA-binding protein 3, mitochondrial
Exons: 4
Coding region: 211-1185 (324 amino acids)
Molecular function (GO): RNA binding
Source: RefSeq, a predicted model, not a curated record